Molecule: messenger RNA, 2842 nt
Organism: Doryrhamphus excisus (bluestripe pipefish)
Lineage: Eukaryota; Metazoa; Chordata; Actinopteri; Syngnathiformes; Syngnathidae
Source: RefSeq, a predicted model, not a curated record
UGUCGCAGUAUUUGUACACCAGCGACUGGCCUCCUUGCUGUCUGCAACGACAGGGAUAGUGUGGUUCUUCAGACCCACUCUUUGCACCAUGGUUGGCGUGUUCAUACUGGGGCUUUUUCUCCUGUCUUUAUUUGGGAGUAUAGAAGCUCAAAAGACACAAUCCACAAAUAUUCAGUCCAAAUGUUUGGGAAAUAUCUUGCGUGUGGACGUCGGUCCACUUCGAGGGAAGCUUUUGGAAGUUUCUGCUGUUGUUGGUAACUCUGCCUAUAAGCUUACGCAAAGUUUGGCAACACAGUGCGGCUUCAGUAUGAAGUACAACCAGCAAGAAACCAUUGUGAUCUAUGCCUCCAUUCAUAACUGUUUUGCUCAAAACAUGGGGGAUUCUUUCAGAACAGUGUUAAAUCUCAGGCUCUAUGGUAACCAGAUGGUUCAAGGCGAGGUGUAUCAGGUGGCUGAAACCUGCAGCUACAGCACGCCGGCCUCCAGGGAAAUAAUCUGUGACCGCAACUAUAUGGAGGUGUCCGUGAAAAGGGUCGUUCCAGAUGAUUAUGCCAAACCUCGGAAUCUUGUGCCAGGGACCCAGUCGAAGUCUGAUCAUGGACGGGCUACUGAGAAGCUAAUUGACUCUGGAUACAAAAUCUCAACACUGGUGCUCAACACUCCUGAGGAGAAGAAAAUGACCUUGAUGGAGGCCCAAAGACAUGGCUACAGGAUUGCCAACACGCCGACGAGACUCGUUCUGCGAAGUUCCAAGUCUGCGCCUGACACAUACAUACAACAUGUAGCCGGUGUGCCGAUGGCCGUGCUGCAGGCCACCACUAUCUUUAAAAAGAAGUGGCUCACAACUGAAAUCGAGGCAGCAGCUGCUUGCCCAAUAGUGGAAGGAAGUGUUUACAUCACAGAGAAGCUGAUCAGCUGGUUCCUGCCCACCCGUAUAGACCCGCUCAUUUCUUCUGGCAAGUUCAAACAUCUGGAGGUGCACAUGGGCAUCGAUGGAAAGAGGUUGGAUGCCGCGGAGGUGUCGGCCCGACGCUACAACAUGACAGUUGACCACAUGUACAUUGCGGUCCAUAUUCCUAUCGGGGCGCCUGGUGGAUUCUUUAAGAGUGUGGUCCAGAAUGGUCAGUACUUUGUCUGCUAUGUGAUUGAGCCUAUGCUUGAAUUGCUAUGGAUGGAGGAUGCCACCAAUCGAGACACAAGAUACAAAGUUCUCUUCCCCAUCACGACACCGCCAAUGUCUCAACCCGUGCAAGUGUAUGACAACUCUGUUGUCCAGCAGCAAGUUUUCAAAGUGAUGAUCGGGCCUUUUGCGCCUGAUGUGGCUCUCGCAAACAUUACGUUAGCCGAGGAGGUUUUGACGGUGAUGGACUCCACCAAGCGAAGCUUGAGUGUGCAGGAGCGUCGUGCUCACAACGGCAGCUUGAAGUUCUUCGUGCUAAAAUUACCUUUCACAGACAAAGCAGUCUUACAGAAGAAAGAAACAGGGGUUACAGUCUACUCUCUAAAAGUGACUCUUGGUCUGGUGGUUCUGCCAGAGUUUGCACCAUUUUCUUACUCUACUAAUCUGAAAGCAAAAAUGGUUGAUGCGGUCAAACCUUCCAUCAGUGGCAUCUGCGACUCCCGGAACUUCUACAUUCUCGUGCAAUCCGGAAUGCAAGGCCACACCUUCCGAACGACCUUGGGAAAGCGCCUUUUGACGCAGAGUGUGGCUCAGGAAUACGGCUUCACAGAGAACAGAACCCACUUCAGUGUCGUGGUGCCCUUCACAUCCCAAGAUGUUGCCUAUGAGGCUAUCGAUGUAUCUGUGAAAAAGAUCGAGGAGUCAUUCAUCAAAGGCAGACUUGAUGUCAUGUUGCAAAAUCCCGAAACCAACCACAAUCUCCAAGCCUUCACUCUGACUUGUAGUUUCCCCGCCACGCUGAUUGAAUGUUUACCCAAUGGAACCAUGACUGCUCUCGCCGUCAAACUGGAGUCUGUUCCCAGUCUGAACCCCCGUCAGCUGACCCUCAGAGACCCAGCAUGUGUUCCCGCCUACAGCAACGACCGCUAUGCUUAUUUUGUCUUCACCGGUAACACGUGUGGGACCACCAGAAAGUUUUUGUCCAAUGUGAUGCUGUAUGAGAAUGAAAUCUCUCUACCGGAUGCAGAUCUGAAAAGAGGCGCCCUCGAUGAGCCAGAAUAUGAGUUAAAGGUUUCUUGCUACUAUGACGUCAAUACAAGUCGUGCCAUGACCUUCCAUACCAGGCCUCGCAGGAAUGAACCAUAUGCAGAAAAUGGAAAAGGCGAGCUCCAAGUGGCACUAAGGCUUGCAAUAGAUGACUCCUACAAUGAAUUUUAUGGUGACUCAGACUACCCGAUAUCAAAGUACCUGCAGCAGCCGUUGUAUUUCGAAGUGGAACUCGUGAGGUCAAUGAAUCCUAAAGUGUCACUAGAGUUGGAGAACUGCUGGGCCACAGUGGAUGAAGACAGGGCAUCCCAGCCCAGAUGGAAUCUAAUCAUAAAUGGCUGUCCAAACCCUGUUGAUCCACAACGUGUGGUCUUCCACCCUGUGUGGACAGAUGACAGAGUGCAGUAUCCAUCCCACAUCAAGCGCUUUGCGGUCCAGAUGUUUGCUUUUGCUGAAGACCAGGAUAACUUGAAGAAGCAGCUCUACCUCCACUGCGAUGUGGAGAUCUGUGACCCCCGGAACCGUCUGAGCAAAGUGUGUAGGAACAGGCGCUGUUCCAGCCAGGACAACCGGAUCAAAGUUCAAAAACGAGCCACUUCAGAUUUGGACCUCAGACACGUGUCUUCUGGUUGUAUACUUGUAAAGUGAUAACAAUAAAGUUACUUUUUAACAUGA